Molecule: messenger RNA, 491 nt
Organism: Saprolegnia parasitica CBS 223.65
Lineage: Eukaryota; Oomycota; Saprolegniomycetes; Saprolegniales; Saprolegniaceae
Exons: 1
Coding region: 1-432 (143 amino acids)
Source: RefSeq, a predicted model, not a curated record
AUGGCACUGCUUGUGCCGGCGCUGCCUCGUGGCCUCUGUGUCUUGGACAUGAGUGGCAACCAGAUCAAGAAUGCUGGGCUCGCGCUCCUGAGAGCGGACGCGAUGCCGCGGCUGCGUGGACUGCAUCUCAAGAACAAUGCGUUUAGCAACGAAGGCGCGCGGCGCUUUAGCAAAGGACUCUCGCAGUGGUCGGUGCUCACGGAGCUGAGCUUUCUCGGCCGCGACAUGGACAUGUACGGCAUCCUCAUGCUGCUGACGGCGCUGAGCCGCUGUCCACAGCCGCUGCUGCGCCUCGACGUCGGUGGUCCGUGCUGCCGACGCGCCAACGACACGGUCAAGAUCUCGGAGGCGGCUCGGAAGCUCGGCCUCAUCGAUCGGAAGCCCGUCUUUCAGAAGCGGAUGCGAACCCAGCGACUGACCUUUUCGUACUAGUCGCAUUUUCUGUAUUGCAUGUCGUGUGAUUGUGGUUCAACAUUGUCAUCUCUCAACAA